Messenger RNA from Orussus abietinus, 1415 nucleotides. RefSeq names its product probable peptidyl-tRNA hydrolase 2. The coding region runs from base 912 to 1325 and encodes 137 amino acids. Gene Ontology annotation, molecular function: peptidyl-tRNA hydrolase activity. The record is from RefSeq and is a predicted model, not a curated record. The transcript is spliced from 2 exons. Lineage: Eukaryota; Metazoa; Arthropoda; Insecta; Hymenoptera; Orussidae. Gene Ontology annotation, cellular component: cytosol; mitochondrion.
GUAUGUAUGUACUUUCUUGAGCUUUCUGGCGUUCGAGACGUCGACGAAAGUGUAACGCCCUCGUUAUACUAUUCUUCUUCUUCGUGAGUUGGAUUUCGGCCCGAUUCGUUACACUCGAGUGUAUGUGUUGUUAUUGUUGCUGUUCUUUGGCCCCAGAGUAUCCAGAGGUGUACUCUAUUGAAGCCAAUUUUUUACUGCAAAAUUACGGAGCAACGCUCGAGUGUAGAAAGUGCAAACAACGCGACAAACCUAUUUUGAUUCUGCUAGCCCACGGCCGUGAGUAAUAUAUUUUAUUGAUGAAUUCAGACGGACAUACCAAAAUUGAUUGAGAAUAGGAAGACGUGGGAAUAGUUCCACGUGAUGGAGCCACCAUCACCAUAGCGACUAUGGCAUAGCCAAAUUUUUGUUACAUGAUCAACAAUGAAAAAGUGAAUCAAGGAGAAUGAUCAAUUAGGAAAUCGGCUAAAGCAUUAAAUUACCGAUGAGUGUGGAUAUCUAUUGAAUAGAGACACUUUAUGAAUGAAAUGUUUGCGGCUUGAAGUUAUAAGAGUAAAAUAUAUCGGAGUACCGAAUGUGUUAAAAUGUGAAUAGUCAAAAUUAGUGAGUUCGUUACAAAUUAUUGGCAAAUAAAGUGCUAUAGAAUUGAACUUCGUAUAUCAGUAGCGGCUUUAAGUAAUACCAAUUAGUAUGACUGUCACUGUAAUUCAAUCAAAGCAAGAUGAUAUCGAAGAUCCGGUUGAACGCAUGUUGAAGAAAACUGGCUGUGCAGAUUUACAUUAUCAGGUUCAGGAGUGUAUCGCAGAAACCCAAGAUUGGAGAAAAUGCCAAAAACAAGUGCAACAAUUUAAAUUGUGCAUGGCAGAAUACCAGAAACAACAACAGGAAAGAUAUUCAUAAUAUACAUUAUAGAAAUGAGAUCCAUUUUAAAACGCAUAAGAUCCUUGUUCACUAAUGCUUUGAAAGAAGAUAGCUACAAAAUGGUAAUCGUUGUAAGAACGGAUAUACCCAUGACGAAGGGCAAAGCAGCAGCACAGUGUGCACACGCAGCCCUGGAGUGCUAUCGACAAGCAUUAGCAAGUGGAAAGGACCAAGACGCAUUUAGUAGAUGGCUACAAGUUGGUCAACCAAAGAUAGUUCUUAGAAUCCCAAAUGAAAAGGAACUAUUAACAUUAGCAUAUGAUGCUCGACAAAAUGGCCUUAUAACAGCCAUUAUAAGAGAUGCGGGUAGAACGCAAUUAGAACCUGGAACGAUAUCAGCAUUAGGAAUUGGACCUGCUCCUAAAUUAGUAGUUGAUCGCCUUACAUCAAAUUUAAAGUUAUUGUGAACACAUGAAUGUACAUUAUGACUGAUAUUUGUCGUUUGGAUAAAAAAUAUUCAUGUUUAAGUAUUAAAAUAAAACAAUUUUGUCUUGGAA